Messenger RNA from Sporisorium graminicola, 2100 nucleotides. RefSeq lists its product as uncharacterized. The coding region runs from base 1 to 2100 and encodes 699 amino acids. Gene Ontology annotation, cellular component: plasma membrane. The transcript has a single exon. The record is from RefSeq and is a predicted model, not a curated record. Lineage: Eukaryota; Fungi; Basidiomycota; Ustilaginomycetes; Ustilaginales; Ustilaginaceae. Gene Ontology annotation, biological process: cellular response to pH.
AUGUCCGGGUCUUGGCAAUUCGAUUCCCGAGACUCCGCUUUCGCCGUUACACUACGAUCUUCCCCUUACUCCACACUCACUACACUCACCAUCAUCAUCAACCUCCUCCUUGUGCAUGUCGUCGCCGUUGUCGUCAUGUACAUCUACGAUCUGGCUACGACGGGCAGCGUCUCGUACAGUGACUUUCUGGUGACGACGGAUCUGGUGUCGCAAGUUUCGCAGACGACGCAACUGCGCGCGCGACUGCGCGCAGUGUUGAAGGAGAAUCGCGCGGGUACUUCUUCUAGCAAAGAUGUUUCAGGGGGAAACGAUAUCAGUACCAGCAGCAGCAGCGGCGGCGGCGGCAGCGGGGGAGGUGGAGGGGCCGAGGGUGGCGGUUCCGGGACUAUGGCGGUGGGCAACGCCUCGGACUGGUUGACUAUCGUGAAGACGAUCGAAGAGUACCUACCGCACCUGCUGGCUGUCUUCAACAGCGUGCAGACGGACGACCUCAUCCUGCGCUACGAACCAAUCUUCUCCUGGCGCACCUCGAUCAGCACCACGCGAUUCCGUGGGCCCCAACGCGUCGACCUCCCCGGACUCCACUACGAACUCGCCUCCACCCUCAUCACCUACGCCCUAACCCUGUCCAACUUCGCUGCGGCCACCGUCGCAGGCUUGGGCGGGUACGAGCGCGACCGCAGCACCUCGGCCGAACAGCGCAAGCUCAAGGACGACCGGCUGCGCUGGGCGGCCGACACGCUGUGUCGCGCGUCGGGCAUUCUUCUGUACCUGUCGCAGGAGCUGCUGCCCAAGUGGCGCGAUUACGCGGGCCAGGUCGAUGGGCUGCCGCCCGAUCUUACCACCGAGGCGACGCUGGCGUUGAGCAAAGUGUGCCUCGCCGAGGCGCAGGCGUUGGCCAUACGGAAACUGGUCAGUCCAUGGGUGGGCAAAGCGGUGGAUACCGUGACUCCAGGCCCGCCGCUGGAGAAGGGCCAUCCGAGCGCGAGUUUGUUGGCCAAGCUGCAUUUGAGUGUGGUCGAGGAGCUCGAGAGUGCCGUGGGCUUGUUGCGCACGGUCUCGGACAAGGGUAAGAGGGGCAAGGGGAAGAAGGGGGCCGAGGAGAUGGGGCUGAGUGCGAACCAUGAGCACGAUUUGGCAAGGAGGGUUUCUGCGACUCGGGAUCGCGGCGGAGAUGAUGAGGAGGAGGAUGAUCGCGAUGCGAUGCGAGCCGGAGGUAGUAGUGGUGGAAAAGGCAAAAAGCUCUUUAGCAAGCUCAAGCUCGGCGGAAGCAGCAGCAACAAACACACCAACGACACGCACCCGUCAUCACCGCACGCAAGACAUUCAGGCCCGCACGAUGCAGCUGCACACAUCACCACCGGUGGUGGCAGCGGCAUUGGAGGCAACAGCUUCUACGCCGCCCCCACCAGCACCCUCGAUAAAGACCUCGACAUCUCGAGCUCCCUGCUGAAAUACCUCACUUUCUCGUCCACCUUCCACCGCGCCACCGCCUACAAGUGGCUAGCCAUCGACAAGGGCGAGCACUCGUCCUCCAUCGGACCCGCGAUCGCGUACCUCUCGCUCUCGCACUCGCUCCUGUCCUCGUCCCACGUGCAAUCGCUCGCCUCGUCGCUAUCCAACAUCUCGAUCUCGUCGUCGUCGUCGUCGUCGUCGUUCCUCCCGUUCAAAUCAAAGACCAAGAAAGCGGGCGGGAUCAUCAUCGACCAGGAGCUCGCGACGGUACAGCACUGGCUGCAGGCGUACCGCAAGCUCAACGAUACCGUGUCGUUCCAGCCCGUGCCGCCGACGAGCGAGGUGACGGCCAAGGUGCCCGCAGGGCGUGCGGCGUUGGGCGUCAAGCCGUUCCAGCUGCCCGUGCCCGUGUGGGGCCCGGGCAGCGACGGAUACGUUGGGCGCGCAGGCGACGGCGGCGUCGGCCUCGCGCUCGACCAGCUGCACUUGCUCGACAGCGACCACCCGGCCCGGCGCAAUCUGGUCGCAAUCCAUACGGGCGCAGGGCGAGGCGAGGAUGAGGAGGGCAGCGCGCAGACAGGCCGUGGUGGGCUGGGAACUCAGACGAACCACACUGCGUACGCUGGGCAAGGGGCGUACUAUUGA